Molecule: messenger RNA, 1074 nt
Organism: Eucalyptus grandis
Lineage: Eukaryota; Viridiplantae; Streptophyta; Magnoliopsida; Myrtales; Myrtaceae
Product: ras-related protein RABC1
Exons: 7
Coding region: 236-871 (211 amino acids)
Molecular function (GO): GTP binding; GTPase activity
Source: RefSeq, a predicted model, not a curated record
AGACUUGAGAGGUUUCUUCGGCUUGAUGCAACCUCGCAAUCUCGCUCGCGCUCCUUCUCCUUCUCCUUCGUCUCCCUCCUCCUCCUCUCUUCGCGCUCCUUCGAUCCCCUCGCGAAUCUCUCGGUCGAGAUUCGCGUCCCGAUUCCAGAUCGCCGAACGAGUUCGUCCUCCCCCGCGUCGCGGUGAUUCGGAAGGGGCCAGGGGCUAGGGUUAGGGUUUUGGGUGCCUGCUGCGAAUGGAGGCCUCGUCGAGCCAGCCGGAGUUCGAUUACCUGUUCAAGCUGCUCUUGAUCGGGGACUCCGGGGUCGGGAAGAGCUCGCUCCUCCUGAGCUUCACCUCCGACACGUUCGAGGAUCUGUCUCCUACAAUCGGUGUGGACUUCAAGAUAAAGUAUGUUACAGUUGGAGGAAAGAAGUUGAAGCUUGCUAUAUGGGACACGGCUGGGCAAGAGAGAUUUAGAACCCUGACCAGCUCAUACUACAGGGGAGCUCAAGGGAUAAUAAUGGUAUAUGAUGUGACGCGGCGAGAGACAUUCACAAAUCUUGCUGACAUAUGGGCAAAGGAAAUUGACUUGUACUCAACUAAUCAAGAUUGCAUCAAGAUGCUGGUUGGCAACAAAGUCGAUAAGGAAAGUGAAAGGGUGGUUUCUAAGAAGGAGGGGAUUGAUUUUGCUAGAGAAUAUGGGUGCCUUUUCCUUGAAUGUAGUGCGAAAACUCGGAUAAAUGUAGAGCAAUGCUUUGAGGAGCUUGUUUUGAAGAUUUUGGAAACUCCGAGUCUUUUGUCAGAGGGAUCGGCUGGAGUGAAGAAGAACAUAUUUAAGCAGAAACCUCCAGAAACAAGUGCCGCAGCCAGCAGCUGUUGUUCCUGGUGAACAGACAAUUGUUUUCGAAAUAUCUCACAACUCAUGCUGUCUUUUGUCUUUUGGAUCGUCACAAGUUCAACCAUGUAACAGGAAUCAAUAUGUUAAUUUGCACAUGUUUGCUUGUUUAUCUAUUUACUUGAAUGUAUUUAGCCCCACAGAUUGCUUGUCUUUAAUCAAAGUCGAUGCCACGCUAUGGAUCUCUCAAUUUGUUC